AAAGACCUUCUCUUCCUCCAGCGUUGUGGGUCCCUCGUCCAAGCGGCUCCAUGCCGUACCUUGGAUGACAAAAGGGCACAUUGAUCUUGCCUCUUUCCAUACUCACUGCGGGCGAUCGCGACCUGCGCUUGAGAUCCCCACAAGAAGCGUUGUAAUCGUCGAUGCACCCUUCUCCCGACGAUGCUCUAACACUUGCCGAUAUAAUGCACGACUCCCCUCCGCGUCCGAGUUCGCCAACCGUUGAAGCACUCCAGGACCAUGAGAUCGCGGAAAUACGCGCCCGCGCUCUGCAACUCGAGAACGAGGCAGUCGGUGCGGCGCGUGAACAAGAGCUGCUCGAUAUGAUUCUCAGGCUGACGGAUCCCUCGCGACUUCGUCCCGAUCCGGCACAACUCGUGAGACAGGCUGAAACUAUCGCUACGCUGGUCCAUGAACGAGAGUAUCUGAUACAGUGGAUUGGGGAGGAGAAGAUGCGAUGGCAGAGCGAACGCGAGGGAUGGGAACGAUCCUCAGAGGCCUUGAUUAUGUUACGAAAUCGUCGCGUCAGUGUAGUGGGACAAGAAUCGGAACUGCAAAGGAUGUGUGAGACUCUGCAGAUGGAAAAGCAAACGUUGGUAGCCAAGCUGGACCAUCUCCAAUCGAGAAUCAAUGCGCUGGAGAGCGAGGUGCUCAAACUAAAGCCCAAUCUUCUGAUGCAGCCAUUCGUUCCAACUUCUGCGGUUGGGUCUGACGGCAUAUCACAACCGCCAUCUUUGCAUGCCCUAGCUCAAUCCUCGUCUUACCUUGCCGCUCUUCCGUACCCUUCGAUGGGCGACACAGUUGCUUCUCGAAAGAAGAGGAUAAUUAUGCGAUUGAAGAGAGCGAUGAACCCGAAUCGUAUAGCGUCGUCGUCCAGUCUCCCUUUGCCCCCGUCGGAUUCGCGUACAAUCAAUGACAUCCCUCGGAGGGCAACCAAUGGUCUUCGAAACAAAACACGACGCAAUCAACCCCCUCUCAUGCUUGCUUCCGACGCCAGAGCGGAACAUCUCUUGCUUGCUGCGAAGCGGAUGGGACGGGAGCGGGCUGGGCUUGCAGUGGGAGUGCUGAGUGCUGAGCGGAAUCGAGCGGAGCGAGAGAAGGCGGCGAGAGAUCACGAGGCAGCUGAGAGAGAGCAAGAGAGAUUAGAGAGAGAGCAGCGGAACCAGGAAGCUGGUGCAGGCUAUUAUCGAGAACGUCCGGUGUCCGGCUCUGGUAGCAAGGGAAAGGAAAAGUCCAAGCAGCUUGAACCCGCGAUCAGCUCGUCGACGAUGAUCACUCGCCGACGCGGUCCCGUGUCCGAGGUUGCCGAUCUUCCCGAACUUAAGCGACGGAAAAGCAAGAACAAGUCAUCCGAAGUCACAGGGCUGACCACUCGCGCAGAUGCGGACUCGGUCUCCGGUAGACGCACUCGUGGCAAGCCGAAAAUCAGAGCCACUCCCGAGCCUCCACUUCCGGACAUUUCAUCUCAGGAGAUUUGGCAGACUGGUCGGGAAAUGGGUGAAGAUGCCGCGCUGGGAGAUGUCGAGGUGGAAGCUGCGGAGGAGAUGACUGUCGGGGCGAACGAGACAUUGCGAGAUAUGGCCCCCGCUACAACUUCGCCCGAGGAACAUGCAGGUGAUGGUCCUCUUGUUUUGAUAUUGGAUCCAUUACGGCCGACGUCUCAAGGCAGAGAAUUGGUCCUUUUGCCUCUCGCGGACGACGAGUAUCUUGACCACGACGCCGAUGGCGAGAGCGAUCCUGAUAUUGAAAUGCCGGACGGAUGUGCGAGGAUGUUGUUUCGCGCGCUCACCUCGCUAGCCCUCCUCUGCGGAGCGUUAGCGCAACAGACGAAGUUUCACCUAUCUUCUGUUGGACAUGAAGAGUUCAAGACACUCUCGAGUGCACGGUUCCCGAAUCAUCGGGUGCGCGUCAAGCAGAGCGCGUUCUGCGAUCCCACCGUCAAUGUGUACACCGGAUACCUCGACGUAGACGAGGGCGCGAAGCAUCUGUUCUUCUACUUCUUCGAAAGCAGACGCGAUCCAGCCAAGGAUGAUGUCCUGAUGUGGAUCAAUGGAGGCCCGGGGUGCAGCUCGUCGAUGGGGUUGCUUAUGGAGCUGGGGCCGUGCAGCAUCGACAUGUCAUCGAAUGGGACGGUCUGGAAUCCGCACUCCUGGAAUUCAUUCGCCAAUAUCUUCUUCCUCGAUCAACCUGUAGGAGUUGGUUUCUCGUAUGCCGAGCACGGCGAAACGAUCGAAACGACUGAGGACGCAGCCAAGAACGUGCACGCGUUUAUCUCGCUCUUCUUCGAGGCCUUUCCGCAGUUUGAAGGUCGGGCGCUGCAUCUGUCAGGAGAAUCCUAUGCUGGCCGCUAUCUUCCUGUAUUUGCGAGCGAGAUAUACGAUCAGAACCGACAAGGGCACUCCAAUAUCAACCUGCAGAGUGUAAUCAUUGGGAAUGGGAUCACCGAUAUCUCAACUUUGUACCCGGGGCGUUAUGAAAUCGAAUGUGGAACUGCAGCAUUGGAAGUACCGUUUCAAUCCAUUGGGACUUGCGUUCGCAUGAAGGCCGCUGUCAGUCUCAUCUCAAACCUGACCCCUGCACCAUCGUCUCUUACAACUUAUCAGCUUCCACGAUGCCAGCAAAGGAUGAAAGAAAGUUGUAUCGACCGUUUCGACGCAAUCGAUUGCCAAGCUGCGGUCAGCUUUUGUGACAACCAGCUCUCCUCUGGGAUGUGGGCAAGCGGGCGGAAUGUGUACGACAUCUCGAAGAUGUGUGUCGGCGACGGACUGUGCUACGAAGAAAACCAGAUCAUCACCAAGUACUUGUCUGACCCCGCGAUUCUGUCCUUGCUGGGUGUCUCGCCGGAUGCUGCCAACUUUUCCUCGUGCUCGAAUACCGUCGGACGUCAAUUCAGCUCCCAUCUCGAUAAAUGGAACUUCCCUACACAACACUACGUGUCUGGUCUGCUCGACCGGGGAAUCCGUGUGCUGAUCUACGCCGGCACGUACGACUGGCAGUGUAAUUGGGUCGCGAACAAACUCUGGGUCGACAAGCUGGAGUGGAGCGGCCAAGCGCAAUAUGCAGCUCUGGAGUGGACCAACUGGGGAACUAACGGCAAGGCAGGCGAAGUGAAGCAGAGCCCAGAUCUCCCCUUGGCGUUCGUAACUGUUCGGGGUGCGGGCCAUAUGAUGAGUCCCGCUUCUAUCUUCUGCUGCAUGUCCAAUACUGAUAUUCCUUUACGUGCCUCAUGA
Molecule: messenger RNA, 3248 nt
Organism: Mycena citricolor
Lineage: Eukaryota; Fungi; Basidiomycota; Agaricomycetes; Agaricales; Mycenaceae
Source: the annotation of a GenBank genome assembly